AUGCGGCCCCUUAAGCCCGGCGCCCCUUUGCCCGCACUCCUCCUGCUGGCGCUGGCUUUGUCCCCGCACGGAGCCCACGGGAGGCCCCGGGGGCGCAGGGGAGCGCGCGUCACGGAUAAGGAGCCCAAGCCGUUGCUUUUCCUCCCCGCGGCCGGGGCCGGCCGGACUCCCAGCGGCUCCCGGAGCGCAGAAAUAUUCCCAAGAGAUUCUAACUUAAAAGACAAAUUCAUAAAGCAUUUCACAGGGCCGGUCACAUUUUCACCAGAAUGCAGCAAACAUUUCCACCGACUCUAUUACAAUACCAGAGAGUGCUCAACGCCAGCUUACAUUUCCUAAGAAUGUACAUCUAAUCUGAAGAAAAAGUGCCUCAAAUCAUGCAAAAUGUAAAAAAAGAUGAAAUUUAUAUUUCUAUAGAUAUUAAGACGAAUAAAAUAAGAGACUUCCCGGAAAUAAC
This is a messenger RNA of Symphalangus syndactylus (siamang), 454 nucleotides long. RefSeq names its product ALK and LTK ligand 1 (gene ALKAL1). Gene Ontology annotation, molecular function: receptor signaling protein tyrosine kinase activator activity; receptor tyrosine kinase binding. NCBI's taxonomy places the organism in Eukaryota, Metazoa, Chordata, Mammalia, Primates, Hylobatidae. Gene Ontology annotation, biological process: positive regulation of ERK5 cascade; positive regulation of ERK1 and ERK2 cascade. The record is from RefSeq and is a predicted model, not a curated record.